GGUUCCCGCGACUAUCAGUCAUUCAUUACACGGCGAUCGACGCCGAACUGACCCCGCCUCGUCCAUGAGCAGGAAUACCACGAUGUCAACCGCACCUACAACGACGUGGCCGCAGCCUUGUCACAGUAUCCCUCGAUAUCCCCCAAGACUGAUGUCUACACAUUUCCCAAUGGCGCCUCGGCCCUCCUCCUCCACCUAUCGGGAACAAUCCCAGUCGUCUUCCGCGGCACAACCUACCGUUUCCCCAUAUCAAUAUGGGUUCCGCACGCGUACCCGCGCGAGCCACCGCUCAUCUACGUAACCCCGACCGAAACCAUGGUGGUGCGUCCGGGGCAACACGUCGACCCGCAGGGCCAGGUCUAUCAUCCCUACCUUGUCGGAUGGGCGACGUUUUGGGAUAAAUCCACAAUCUUGGAUUUCCUGGCCAUUCUUCAGGACGUGUUUGCCAAGGAGCCCCCCAUUGUUGCUCGCCAGCCGGGGCCCCCGCCGCCUCGGGCACAACCGACGCAGACUCCUCCUCCCGUACCUCCCCUCCCUCCAGAUCUCGCCCCGAAGCCAGCAAGUCGAGUUCAAUCACCAGCUUCAGAAGGGCCGAGGCCGCCACCACCACCUCCAAAACCAGGAACGCAGCCCGCGCCCCAACAGCAGCCCUCCCCAGUUCCGGUCCGACAAGAUGGUCCUCCAGCCCCUCCGCCCCCGCCACCGAAGAUUGGUGGCCCUCUAGGCCAACAUGCUUCAGGAGGAUCGCCUCCUACGCGGCACGAACCCGCUAGAGCUGGGCCUUCGCGUUAUGAGACAGCAGCGCCACUACCACCCGAAGCACAAGCGCAAGCAGCACGGGGUCCGCCCGUUUCAAUGCCCCCGAUGUCUCCCCCAGCCCCAGCAGCCAUGCAACAUCCCUCUUACCACUCCAUGCAGUAUCAGGGCCCACCACCCACGGCCAGCUUCUCGCCCGGACCACCACACUCACCUCAACCACCCACAUAUCCGCCCGCCGACCCACGAAUGUCAACCUUUGCUCACCCCCAAGGGUACAGCACCCCUCCGCCGACAUGGCAACAAACCCUGCCGCCCGUCCAAACCCAGUCCCAACAGAAACCACCUCCGCCGCCGGAUCUGUUGGAUGACGAUCUCACGGUAACGAUCCCUUCCCCUUCCUCCGUUCCUCCGCCGCCGAUUCCGCCCAACCCCGAGAAGGACCAGCUCCUCCACCAGCUCGCCCAGACACUACAUGCCUACCGCGAAAAGGCCCGCGCCCAAAACACGGCCUCCCUCGAGGGUCUCCGAGCCCAGCGCGCCGCCAUGCUACAAGCCAUGACCACCCUCCAAGCCGAGUCGGCCCAACUGACCCAGCUCACUGCCGUCCUCAACUCGAACACGUCUAUUCUGCAAGACUCGCUGCGCCAGGCCGACAGCGUGAUUGAGUCGUCGGCAAAUCACCCAAGGCCGGACAUCGACGAGCUCUUGGUGGCGCCGACGGUGGUCGGAAACCAGCUGUACGAGCUGGUGGCCGAGGAACGGGCGUUGGCCGACGCCAUCUUUGUGUUGGGACGCGCGGUGGAGAAGGGCCGGAUCACGCCGCAGACGUUUGCCAAGAUGACGAGGAGUUUGGCAAGAGAGUGGUAUCUGAAGAAGGCUCUGGUGCGGAAGAUUGGGAAGGGGAUGGGGCUGACCGAGUAGGCAGGACUUGACCCUCCCAGCAGUGGAGAAGAAGGAAACGGGAGGUGUAGAUGGGUUAAAAGGUGUCUUCGAUCAGAUGGGAGAGGAAACAGAAGGAUUUGUGAUGUCAAAAGGUAAUUAACUAACAUAUAUAACCGUAGCGGUUUGAAUUCCUGUCUCCGCAUUAUCCCAUUGCCAACACCGUCCCCGCGGAUUUGAAGGUAAAGUCAUGCUAGACGAUUAUAGAAUAUACACUUUUGGGAGCUUUCCUUAUACCGAUACCAAUGAAGGAAUCUACCCA
This is a messenger RNA of Thermothelomyces thermophilus ATCC 42464, 1960 nucleotides long. RefSeq lists its product as uncharacterized. The transcript has 3 exons. Lineage: Eukaryota; Fungi; Ascomycota; Sordariomycetes; Sordariales; Chaetomiaceae. Gene Ontology annotation, biological process: endosome to lysosome transport; protein modification process; protein transport. Gene Ontology annotation, cellular component: ESCRT I complex. The record is from RefSeq and is a predicted model, not a curated record. Gene Ontology annotation, molecular function: ubiquitin binding. The coding region runs from base 316 to 1680 and encodes 454 amino acids.